Lolium rigidum is the source of this 687-nucleotide messenger RNA. RefSeq names its product protein BONZAI 1-like. NCBI's taxonomy places the organism in Eukaryota, Viridiplantae, Streptophyta, Magnoliopsida, Poales, Poaceae. The transcript is spliced from 5 exons. The coding region runs from base 1 to 687 and encodes 228 amino acids. Gene Ontology annotation, biological process: cellular response to calcium ion. Gene Ontology annotation, molecular function: calcium-dependent phospholipid binding. The record is from RefSeq and is a predicted model, not a curated record. Gene Ontology annotation, cellular component: plasma membrane.
AUGGCGACGGUCGGCGAGCUCCGCCACGAUCGACCACGAGCCACCUUCGCCGUCGGGCCUCUCACCCAUCGCCGGAGGUGGAGGAGCGGCAAGGGGUGGCGCUGGGACGGAGGAGGUUAUCUGAUCCAUGGCAUACUUGGCAUGAUAUGUUUCAGCUGCAGCCCAAACUCCCCGGUUCUGCAGUUUUAUGACAGUGAUAGGCGGUUCCCUGCAUGGGGUUUUGGCGCAAAGAUACCACAAGGAUUUAUAUCUCACUGCUUCAACUUGAAUGCAACUACCAAUGACUGUGAGGUAGUUGGAGUUGACGGCAUCAUGUCUGCCUACUCCUCUACUCUUUACAGUGUUGCUCUUGCUGGGCCAACCUUGUUUGGGCCCGUGGUCACCAAAGCUGCAGAAAUUGCCAACCAUGCUGUGCAGUAUUCAAACAACAAAUAUUUUGUCUUGCUCAUUAUCACGGAUGGUGUUAUUACUGACGUGCAAGAAACAAAAGAUGCUAUCGUAAGGGCGUCAGACUUGCCGUUGUCCAUUCUCAUCGUGGGGGUUGGAGCUGCUGAUUUCACACAAAUGAGGAUCCUAGAUGCCGACUUCGGUAAGCGGCUGGAGAGCUCGACCGGAAGGAUUGCCACACGCGACAUCGUCCAGUUUGUGCCCGUGCAAGAAGUCCAAGGUCAGCAUUUGCACCUGUAG